AUGGGGCCACCUGCUCUGCUCAGGUGUAAUGUUAGAGUGAGUGUCAGCAUCCUCUCUGAGUUGGGGAGUACAGGGAGCAGGGCGACAGGACCAGGUUUUUGGGGUGAGACAGUCGAGGAUAGCUUCUCAGCACCAAGACAAAGGGGUGUCAGCGAGGAACGACCAGAGCAGCCUGAAUGGUUGGUCAGAGAGCUGCUGAGACAGAAGGGCCGAAGACACUCGGUCACACUGGGAGAUGAGGCUGGACUCAUGAGACGACAACACCACAGCAUUGACUCAACUCGCAGACUAUGCAGCCCCGAGCACUCAGACUUCAUGAACUGUCUGGGGGAGUUCUGCACACACAUGCUGCAGAGACACAAGGCCAAGCAGGACACUGCAAGACGCAGAAAGCAGGUGGCGUUCACCCUGCCGGCCACCACGAAGGCGUUGUGUCACGGCAUCCCCAUCGUCAACAUCCACUCCACCCGUGAUGGCACCAUCGUAUCGGUGCGAGAGGACGGGGUGGUUUGCUGCUGGAGCCCUGAACCCAAACCACUCAAGACCAAACAUAUCUUUAGUGAAGGACCUGCAAACAGGAAGUCAAAGUGGGCGAGUGAUUUUACUCUGAUGACAGAGUUCAACAAGCUGAUGAUCGGAACAGGGGACAGAGAGAUCCAACUCUAUGAGCUUUCCACCCUGGAGCCUUAUUGCCAGAUCAAUGCACUAGACACAGUGCCUUUGACAUUAGACUAUAGCUACACUGGCGCUGAUACAUGUUGUAUCCUGUAUGGAGACACAGACGGAUGUGUGAAUAUCAUUUUAAUAUCCUCUGUUGGAGAUACCCUCAGAUUAUGGAAUAAAUUACCAAAGAUUGAAAAUAUGCCCAACAUAGCGAUCGACAAUGCAGUGCUAUCUCCCAAUGUGACAUUUGUCAGAUGGAAGGUUCAUCACGACUGGGUGACACAGGCAAAAUAUUUUCAUGGUUUUCAAGCUGUCGUCUCCUCAUCGAAUGAAGAGUCUUCUUCCCUCGUUAUAGGCUGUGUGCUGCCUUUAACAGACGUUGAGCAGCAGUUGAGUGAGAUCAGAGAGGCCUGCUAUGAAGGUAAAACCAAGAAGGUCCAACUGAGCUGGAUUCCACAGCUCCGGGCGUCAUGUGACCAGACAGUGUUCAACAUCUACAAAGGUGUCAAGACCUUUGACCUGUGUCAGAAGCACAGCUUGCUGGUCACUGGAGGCAUGGACAGACUCGUACGAAUGUGGAACCCACAUUUCUCUGGGAAACCAACCAGUAUUUUGAAAGGCCACUCUGCUCCCAUCGUCUACCUGCACAUCUCGUCAGAGGACAGUCAGAUCUUCUCCGUCUCCAGAGACAACACAGUGAAAAUCUGGGAUAUUGAAGAUCAAUAUUGCCUGUUUACAGCAGACCCCAGCGCCAGCGGGAUUCACGGCGACAUGUCUGCAUGCUCGUACUCCUCUGCUAUGAAAAGCUUUUACAUUGCGGCAGACUGUAUGGCUGUGCUCUCCCUGAAGAUAAGGCCACGUCUUCACAGCCGGCGGACUGUUUCUCACGAUGAGACCGUAAUGUGCUGCGGCUACAGUGAGGAGUUCCGUCAAGUCGUCAGCUGCACUGAGGGAUCUGUAAGUAAAUCAGUAAAAGUCUGGGAUUUUGACACGGGGCGUCAGGUCUUUGAGUUUGGUGGCACCAGUGAUCUGUCUGCCACUACAUGCUUGAACUUUGACCCCAAAGGGAGGAGACUCAUAACAGGGGGAAGAGAUGGUUGUUUAAAGAUCUGGAACUUCAACAAUGGCCAGUGCCUGAAGACACUAAAGAAGGAGGGUGAAUGUCACGAAGUGUGCGACUGCAUCUUUUUGCAAGUCCAGAGGAAUUUCUAUGUGAUGUCUGUCGGCCGGGACCGGAAGAUAGACAUUUACCCAGACACACCCGAGGACCUUCAUCAUGUCCAGAGGCCACAGCCUUCGUGGCAAGAUGAUCUGAAAAAUGGCCAUAAGGAGGACAUCCUGUGUGUGGCGCAGUGUCCCCCAUCACUCGUAGCCACCAGCAGCUAUGAUGGAGAGAUUAUAGUGUGGAACGUGGUUUUAGGACGUAUACAGUGUCGGUUUGUCAGUCCCUUGCUCGCUGAAAACCAGAAUGUGGAAGGGCUGGAUACAAGUGUUCCAAGCAUCAUUUUCAUUAAGAACUCCAAGUUACAGCACCUUUUCUCGGCGAUAGCACUGCUAUCUUCUGGAGCCAUGGGCUGUGUAAAUCUCUGGAACGUACUCAGUGGAGCAAAAUGUGUCGGCAGCUUCAAAGCUUCUCGAUUACAACAAAAGAUUACAAAACUGGCUAAAGCGGACAAAGACACGUUGCUGUACGCUGCUGACCGAAUUGGUUACAUCUACGUAUACAAUAUAGACAAGUUUGCCCUUGGGCAAAAGUCACCUAGAGCUGAAAACUUCUGGCGUGCCCACACCAGCAGAAUUACUGGUCUGCAGAUUGUUGACAAUGAUCAAGUGGUGCUUACCUCGUCCAUUGACUACACAGUGCGCCUUUGGAGUGCACAUGGAGAAUUCAUAGGGACCUUUGGGCAGUCUGAGAGCUGGGGCGUCCACAUCUCUUCUUCUUGGAAACAUCCUGCGGUCCCCUAUGAGGUCCUGAUUGACCCUCUGAGUAUGCCUGAUCAGGACAUUCUGAAUGCAAACACACGUCUUUCUGCUGCCAUCCAUCCUGACAAGCCUGGGGCUCGUAGAGGCGAAGCACAGUCAGAGACACACAGUAAACUGAGACUUCCCCCAACAUCCAUCAGUGAUGCAGACAUUGAGGGAGAUAAAAAUCACAUUGUACCCAGAGGAACAUAAGACCGGGCUGUCAUGAAACUGUCAGGAACACUAAAAAGCUAUCGAUCCACUGGUCUCUGAAAGGCUUUGAUGCUGCGGAGCCACGGACAUCGACGUAAGACUUGACCUAGCAACUGAAAACUAUUGAUCACAGUUUGGAAACAGAAUCCUUAAAUAUUAUACAAACAUUCUUUUAAAAUGGAAAUAGUGAGGAGGGCUUUAGGUAAUUAUUACAAUGACUCAUGUGAAGUAAAAUAAUGGAUGAACUUAAUGUGUGAAAAGAUAUGGAUUGCGAAAUGAAGAAGCUAUGAACAAAGUGGAAAGUUAAUGAAGAACACAAAAAGUCAAAGACAAAGUGCCUUGACCUUAACUUCAGGCUGUCACAAAUGUCCAGGUCACAGUCAUUUGUUAAAGUCAUAUUUUAAAAAAGGGUUUGAAAACCAUUACUGUUAGACUAGCACUAAUAACUUUGACUUUUAUGACUUCAGACUGUGAGGAAGAGCAUAUUUAUUUCUCAAUAUGCCUUAAGAAGACCAAUUCAGAGAAUGUUUUCAGUGAGAAAUCUCUGAAAAACCACUGCACGCCCAACCAAACCUCAGACAGACAAAACUAGCGGCAAGUGAACAUUGCGUUGUAGAGCAUUUAGUAGCCCAAAAAGCCUGAUUUAUUUCCCUCAGGAGUUGGUGGGGACCAAAACAGAGUAAAAAGGUCAGUGCAUAUUGUACUUUUAUUCAUCAGGUGGACAAAAACAUGGAAUUGUUUGUGAAAAUGUUUCACCAAAGAGGUGAUACUAUUCAUGUGUUUACAUCUUGUUUCAGUUACCUCUACCGCCAUAAUAAUACCUGUUCUUGCAGAUUGGAAAAAGUGUUUUCCCGAACUACUGGCUGGGAUCAAUUGAUUUUUACGUUAAUGAGCCAGUUGUGCAAACCUGAUUCUAAAAAUGCUGGAAAAAUAAAUUAUAUAUUACAUCCUU
Molecule: messenger RNA, 3790 nt
Organism: Pseudoliparis swirei
Lineage: Eukaryota; Metazoa; Chordata; Actinopteri; Perciformes; Liparidae
Gene: wdr95
Product: WD40 repeat domain 95
Exons: 28
Coding region: 1-2838 (945 amino acids)
Molecular function (GO): protein binding
Source: RefSeq, a predicted model, not a curated record